Messenger RNA from Talaromyces marneffei, 1317 nucleotides. RefSeq lists its product as uncharacterized. The transcript has 2 exons. NCBI's taxonomy places the organism in Eukaryota, Fungi, Ascomycota, Eurotiomycetes, Eurotiales, Trichocomaceae. Bases 1 to 1317 code for a protein of 438 amino acids. The record is from RefSeq and is a predicted model, not a curated record.
AUGGCACACAUAGCGCCUAAUCGCACAGGAGCUAGUCGUUGUCGCCGAAUUGCUGCCAAUUCCCAGACACGAGCAAGUGCAACCCCUCAACCCAGGCCUCUGGCACCUACUCCCACUCCCAGCGUGUCUCGAAUUACGAACCCAGUCACCGAUCCAAACAUUGAUCCACGUCUUCAAGGUGUGAUCAUGACAGAAGGCUUAGUGGCUGAUGACGACGAGCAUGAUAUGCAAGACGUGCAAGUCGAUCCAGCUUUCGAGGCAGAUUUGCAGUCUGGAAAUGGAGAUUUCAACUGGGCAGCUGCUGUUUCUGCGCUGUUGCUCUUGGGCGCGACUGGUCAAGCUACGGUGCCAUCUCGACAUGAGAUGGCCACUCCCCAAUUCAACGUCUUUCAGGCCCUUCAACAACAUGUCCACAUCUUCUUCCACUUUGUCACCUGCCUCGACGUCGACACUCUGGUCUCUCUAUACGCCAUCUCCAAGGAUCUACACAACAUGGUCAACACAACAAACACGGCGGUAAUUCUCGCUCAAGCUAUGCACUACGCCCCCAAAGCAGCGUCCAUCUUUCCGUUCAGAUGCUACCGCAAGCUGUGCAAUGAUGAUCCACGUGUCAAUUUGGACGUGACUCGGGGCCAGUCUCGUCUAAUUCCUUCCUUUCGCUGGCUGCGCAUGGUCCACUGGCGUGACCAGAUAGCACACAAGAUCGUCUCACUCCUAAAUGAGGAAGGUCUCUAUCUUCCAGUCCAGGGAGAAACAGCAAUCAAGAAGAUCUGGUUCCUGAUGGAUAUUCCAGAUAACCAGCGACGCCUUGCUACAAUCCAGAAUCCUGAGCUAUGGUCCACGGCCGAUCUCUUCUACUCAUGCAUGUUCUUCAUGAGAAUCGACAUGCGCUGCACUGACCCCCUCGCUACACGCGCACACGGCAACAUUCGUCGCAUGCUCAUGGCCCAACCUUCUAUGACGAUGCUCUGCCGCGUCCUCGAGCGCAAAUUUCUCCUCAACAAGCAUGAAGCGAUGCAGACAUACGUGCGCUGGAAAUUCACGGCUCGUGAUGGCCAGCAACCUCGUGUUUUUGACGUUCCACAAGAAGAAUUGGGUCUGCUGCAGUACGAGGGGUAUGGUAAGGAAGGUAGCCGGGCCAAGCUUCAGCGUCCUGAUGAAUUGGUUGUCAAGGAAUGCGUGCGCAGGGGCAUGAAUAUGGAGACUGCAUUCUUUUGUAUGUUAAAUUGCACUGGGCCACGACUACAGAAUCUCGCUGCUACUGCCGCUGAGGAUGAUGAUGAUGUUACUAUGAUAUUGGAUGAGGCGGACAAGUGA